This is a messenger RNA of Gymnodraco acuticeps, 1759 nucleotides long. RefSeq names its product gap junction epsilon-1 protein. The coding region runs from base 49 to 669 and encodes 206 amino acids. Gene Ontology annotation, biological process: cell communication. Lineage: Eukaryota; Metazoa; Chordata; Actinopteri; Perciformes; Bathydraconidae. Gene Ontology annotation, cellular component: connexin complex. The transcript is spliced from 4 exons. The record is from RefSeq and is a predicted model, not a curated record.
ACUGCAUCAAACCGGCCAUGAGCGAGAGGAUUCAACGAGAGGGAAAACAUGUCUUUAAACUACAUCAGAAACUUCUAUGAAGGAUGCCUCCGGCCUCCCACUGUGAUUGGCCAGUUCCACACCUUGUUCUUCGGCUCGGUGCGGAUGUUCUUCCUGGGCGUCCUUGGCUUCGCGGUGUAUGGAAACGAGGCGCUGCACUUCAGCUGCGACCCGGACCGCCGAGAGCUCAACCUGUUCUGCUACAACCAGUUCAGACCCAUCACGCCCCAGGUCUUUUGGGCAUUACAGCUGGUGACAGUGCUGGUUCCUGGGGCGGUGUUUCACCUCUACGCCGCCUGUAAGAACAUCGUCCAGGAAGAGAUCCUCGAACGCCCCGUCUACACCGUCUUCUACAUCAUCUCCGUUCUCCUACGCAUCAUUCUGGAAGUCAUCGCCUUCUGGCUUCAGAGCCACCUCUUCGGCUUCGAGGUGCACCCGCUGUUCAUGUGUGAUGCCGCUCCCCUGGAAAGGACCUUUAAUGUGACUAAGUGCAUGGUGCCCGAACACUUUGAGAAGACCAUCUUCCUCAGUGCCAUGUACACCUUCACCGUGAUCACCAUCCUUCUCUGUGUCGCCGAGAUAUUCGAGAUACUCUGCCGACGGCUUGGUUAUCUCAACAACCAAUGUUGACAACCAACUCACCGUUAAAAUGACAAAGGUUGAACAUACACCACACUCAUUCUGCCAGUUUGUAAUCGCGCUCUUGGUUAGCUACUGGCGGACCUUUUGUCAAACAGGAAACUGACGUAAGAGCAAAACCUCAUCUGUGGUCCAUCGUCAGUGAGUUGCAACCAAGAAAUCUGAGAAUGUGCAACAGCGUCGUAGAUGGCAAGUCUGAAAUAUGUCAUGCUUUAGGUGUCAGUGGGUCUGGCUGUGUCCGAGGGGAGGUUUGGACGAGAUACUCUGGGAAUCCUUGGGGGAUGGGAUAGAAAGACUUCUGGUUUACCUUUCACUACCAAACCCUGGGACUAUCGUCGGACAAUAGCCCAAGGAACGCCUAGUUUGUCACAGACCUGUUGGCCCUUUACAGAUUCAGGGUGGCUAAAACCUUUUUCUUGGAGUUGUACCUUAGAUCAGACACUUUUACACUCCUAGGAAGCAUUCUCUGCCACAUGUUUGACAUAUACUUUAGGGACUGGGAUGUACUGAAUGCAUCAAGAUUCAUUAGACUUCUCUAGCCAACAAUGGACCUUUUCAGCUGCAUUUCAGAAAGCUUUAACUGAAAAGCACAACCUCUACAUGUAUCAUAAACACAGCCAACAGUGCUAAUGGUUUAGCUAGUGACAGACUUCUGUAUAAAGUUGCAGAUUAACACUACAGCCUAGCUUGUCUUCCAGGUGCUGAUCGAAUAUGACAGGCAGACUAUUGAGAUGGUAAUGGAUUAUUACAAAUGUCAUUCUUAAGUAAUGGUGAUCCACGGUCGGUGGGAAUGCACCUUGCUGUGUUACAUUUCCAAUAUGUAUCAUGUUAUUGCCUCCAGCCUGUUCUGACCUUUACCUCCUUCAACGUGAACACCACGACUGUGUGCUGGACUUUUGAUGCCUUUCCAAAAACAUGUCUAAACAACCUUUAUCCUGAGAAAUGCCGUCUAAAAGAAGCCCACCAAUCUAACGUUCCAGAAAGGUUCAAACUAAGUAAAUGUAAAAAGCAUCUGCGAACAAUGAUGCCAUCACUCCAGGUGAUUUAGGCAAAAGAAAGAUAUAAAAAAGUGAGAAUGAAA